AUGGACCAAGGGGAGAAUAAAUUAGACGUCGAUAUGUCUCACCUAGAAAUAAGCGAAACCGAAGUCGCCGUAGAAGACGAAGCGCAAAAUACCGCCACGUUAAGGAGAUCAGGUCGUCGAAAAAGUGCAACGGAAGAGCCUCCGGAGAAGAAAAGAGUGCUGCAGAAACCGAAAAAACUCUCCACCAACAAAGAACACAAACAAAUCGUGAAUUAUUACUUAGAUAGGAAAAUAAAACGGACGUCGUCGUGCCUAGAAACCAUAUUCGAGAUGCCCAAAGGGGACACUUACAUGACAAUGCCCCUGAAGCUAACUUACACGAAGACGGGACAUCCCUCGGACGUUCUUCGCAUCGAAGAGUACCCCAUGCCCCAACCGGAGGCCUCGGAGGUCCUCGUAGAAAUGCUCGCAGCAGCGGUAAACCCCGUCGAUAUCAACAUAAUCCAAGGAAAGUACCCCAUACAAUUCCCCGGCAUCGGUUUCGAAGGCGUAGGAAGAGUAUCCAAAGUGGGACCGUCGGUCACGAAGUUCCGAAUCGGAGAGCACGUAGUACCAACCACUUACGCAGGCACUUGGAGAACCCACUUGGUCCUCGACGAAGCCAAUUUGAUAUCCUUACCGAAGGAAAUAGGCGUAGCCGAAGCGGCCACGUUCUUCGUAAACCCCAUCACCAUGUACCGCAUGCUGAAAGACUACGCCCCGCUCGAGCCGGGCGAUACGGUGAUACAAAACGGGGCGAACUCCUCCUGCGGCUUGAUCGCCAUUCAACUCUGCAAGGCCUGGGGCUUGAACACCGUCAACGUGGUCCGAGACAGGCCCGACGUCGGCCAGUUGAAGGAGUAUCUGAUCCGAUCGGGCGCCACUUACGUGUUCACCGAUAAGGAGAUCGCUGGCACGGACGUGUUUAAAAGCGGGAAAUUGCCGAAGCCCAAGCUCGGAUUGAACUGCAUCGGCGGGGAAUCCGCCAAUAGCAUCCUGAGGCACAUCGAUCACGGCGGGGUGCUGGUCACGUACGGCGGGAUGUCGUUGGAGCCCAUUCGAGUGAGUACCAGCACGCUGGUUUUUAAAACCGUCAGAUUGGACGGUUUCAAUCUGUUCAAAUGGUUCAGCGAGAGCGGCGACGAGGACGAGAAGGCGCGAAUGUUCGGCGAAUUGAUCGAUUUGAUGGUGAAAGGGGCCGUGAGGGCGCCCCCGCACGUGCUGGUCGAUUUCAAUCGCUUCUCGGAGGCCGUCGAGAUGACUUUAACCAAAAACGGGAUGGUCGGGAAGAAGUACAUAUUGGAUUUGCGCGCUGUAACCAGCAAAAUGUAG
This is a messenger RNA of Phyllotreta striolata, 1311 nucleotides long. The record is from the annotation of a GenBank genome assembly. NCBI's taxonomy places the organism in Eukaryota, Metazoa, Arthropoda, Insecta, Coleoptera, Chrysomelidae.